UCCAUGUGAAUCCAGCCUAAGUUGUGCGCGCGCACGCGCGUCGCCCCGUGGCGGGAACCGCAUGUGGCGCAUUACGGCGAGGUACGGCACGCGCCGGAAGCAAACGACUCCAAUAUGGCGAAUGUGAGGGACAGCGAUACGUCGUUAUGGCUGCAUAAUAAGCUCGGUACAUCGAACGACAGCUGGACCGGCAGCUCGAUCUGCUCGCAACUCAAUGCCGAGGUGUUGCGGAACAUCAAGGAUUGUUUUCCCGACCUGCAGACGCAGGUCAAGCUCAAGUUGCUACUGUCGUUCUUUCACAUACCCAGGCGCAAUGUUGAAGAGUGGCGGGUGGAGCUGGAGGAGAUCAUUGAGGUUGCGUCUCUGGACAGCGAGCUGUGGGUAUCGAUGCUAUCCGAAGCGAUGAAGACCUUCCCGUCGACUGGUUCUUUAAAUACAGACAUCACCGACCUGGACGAGCACAGGCCGAUUUUCGGCGACUUGGUCAACGAUCUGCGGAAGCUUCUCAAGAAGCAGAAUGAUCCCAAUAUGCUUCCCCUGGAGUGUCACUAUCUCAACAAGACUGCGUUGACGUCGGUGGUGGGUCAGCAGCCCACGCCAGUCAAACAUUUCACUCUCAAGAGGAAACCAAAGAGCGCAGCCUUGAGAGCAGAGUUGCUACAGAAGAGCACCGACGCCGCUAAUAAUCUCAAGAAGAGCACAGCUCCCACUGUACCGGUGAGGAGCAGAGGGAUGCCGAGGAAAAUGACUGACACGACGCCCUUGAAAGGCAUCCCGAGCAGAGUGCCGACGAGCGGUUUCCGGUCCCCGUCGCUCACAAACACUUCCGUGACUAAUAGAACAUCGAUCAGCAGUAGAAUUCGAAAGGAUGGCGGUAUUAAAUUGCUGGACAUUAACGAGCAGCCCCUCGGUUACGCGCAGGCGAAGAAGAGGAAAAAGAUGCUGGAGAUGGAGGAGCAGCAGAAGAAAGUCGCGGAAGCGCAGGCGGCCGCCGCGGCGGCCGCAGCUUCGGCGGCCUCGCCGGUCGCGGAAACCCCGACAACGCCCGAGUACGCGCAGGGAUUGGCCUCGAUAAAUCCGCCCGCCACGCCGGUUUCAGCCCCCGUGGUAGCCACAACGCCAACCUACACCGCGCCCAGCACGCCGAGCAGCAUCUCUGUUACGACUACGCAGCAAACACCCACUACGUUAACCACCACCACUACCACCACCACCACCACAGCGCCCACCACUGUGCUGGCAGUGGCUACACCAACGGUGAUAACGCCUGUGGAAAGUACGCCGGUCGCCGUGCAAACAACAGUCAGACCGGCUCAGACAGUUACACAGAUUCGUAUACAGACCACCACGCAACCUAACGCGGCUAAUCCAAGAAAAGGCCUAUCUCUCACGCGAGAACAAAUGUUGGAGGCGCAAGAAAUGUUUAGAACUGCGAACAAGGUCACUCGUCCAGAGAAAGCUCUUAUUUUAGGUUUCAUGGCUGGUUCUAGGGAUAAUCCUUGUCCAAAAUUGGGCAAUAUAGUCACGGUGAUGCUCUCGGAGAAUAUAGAAGAAGUAACGCAAUCGGACGGAACAACUGUCCCCAUGUUAGUCGAAACGCAUUUCCAAAUGAAUUACACGAACGGCGAGUGGAAGAGGAUAAAGAAGAAUCGGCGAAUCGUGACGGAGGAGUCUACAUCGACGUCCACUCCCGCGCCGACCGCGACAGCCACGGCUUCCAAUUAAACUUGUUCAAAUCGCUGAAAUACAGAAUUUAUAUGUGUAUGGAGUAUCGUUUUGUGGUUACUGGAAGAUAACGAACAUUGUGAUCACAUACGUCUUCUUAGUGAAUUGAUUAAGUUACUAAAUUCGAUUCGUGUUUAAAAUCUAACAGGGAUCGUUGAACAAUGACUUUUGACUUGUCUUCUUCUGAUAUAAAACUGGCUUUUUUUUUAUUUUCCCGCAUCAUUGUAUAAAUCUCGAUAAUUUUCAUAUAUUGAGAUUUGAGUUAAGUGAAAAGAAUUCAUUUGCUUUCCGAAUAGUUUUGCUGUAACAAUAAUAAUUUCUGUAUCGAGAUAUAAGUAAUGUAUAUGGUUUAUAGCUUAUAUUGUUUUGAAAUUAUACAUAAUUUGAUAGAAAUAAUAUGCAAUGUGAAUAGUCAAACGUUUAUUUAAUAAUACUAUUAAAAUCUAGAUAUAUAUAUAUACACACACACAUAUAUAUAUUUUAAUAAGAAUGAACAUAAGACUUCUAUAAUGCUGUUAUUUGAAUAAACGUAUGAUUCUAUUUCUGU
Messenger RNA from Vollenhovia emeryi, 2272 nucleotides. RefSeq names its product negative elongation factor A (gene Nelf-A). NCBI's taxonomy places the organism in Eukaryota, Metazoa, Arthropoda, Insecta, Hymenoptera, Formicidae. The coding region runs from base 115 to 1725 and encodes 536 amino acids. The record is from RefSeq and is a predicted model, not a curated record. The transcript is spliced from 6 exons. Gene Ontology annotation, biological process: negative regulation of transcription elongation by RNA polymerase II. Gene Ontology annotation, cellular component: NELF complex.